UUUACAAUGCCGUAUGUGGAGAAUGCGUCUUGUGCACAUCUUCAACGCACGACUCGUGCUGCAGCCUCUUUCUUUGAGUGUGCUUGAUGAUGGCUCAUUCGCUUGGGGCUUCAAAAGAAUCAAAGUACAAACUCGCAUAUCAGCUGAGGGGGGUUGGCCAGUCCCUGUUGCCUGCCAAGCUGACAACAAGCGGCUUGUCACCGUUGGCGUGGAACUUCAGGUAACGCUUCAAGAGAACUGAGAACGCCACGUUACCUGAGUGUCACGCCCUUGGUCACAGACCGCCGCCAGGCAGGCACCAAGACGGCCUGAUUCUCGGGUGCUUUUUGGUGCGAAAAUUGAGCUUGUGGUUGCCUCAGGCCGACACGCCCAAGGACGGUGAAGCUCAGGAGUGGCCGACCAGCCGA
This is a messenger RNA of Microdochium trichocladiopsis, 407 nucleotides long. RefSeq lists its product as uncharacterized. The record is from RefSeq and is a predicted model, not a curated record. The transcript has a single exon. Lineage: Eukaryota; Fungi; Ascomycota; Sordariomycetes; Xylariales; Microdochiaceae. Bases 14 to 241 code for a protein of 75 amino acids.